CCAUUUUCAGUCACCCCAUUCAUACCUUGUGUUCUCUUUUCUCUUAUACAAACAAACAUAUGUAUUUGUGUGUAUAUACAAGGAAAAACAAGAAGGAAAAAAAGUGGUGAAUGCUCUGAGUUCCAAAGUUUGCUGAAAAUGGAAAGUGAAAAAUCAAAUAGAACACAAUCUGGCUCUGUAGAUGUGUACAGUCAGGUUGAGCUUAGGGGUACUGGACCUGAUAAGUAUGAAACUACCAAAUUGGUUGCUAAUAUUGAAAAUGCAGUCAGUAGCAAUUUGAUAUCAUCGAUGGGUGUCCAGAAAGAGAAAUUCUGUACUGAUUGUGCUGAAGAAAAUCAGCAAACUAGUAUGAGGGUCUUAAAAGAAAAAGAAUCAAAGAGUCGAAAGAAUAUAGUAGGCCCCAGAGACCUUGUUUGGGGGAAGGUAAUGGCUCAUCCAUGGUGGCCAGCGCAAAUAUACGAUGAGAGUCUAGCACUUUCUCCACUAGGGCACACAAAAAGAGAUGGUUCAAUUCCAGUUCCCUUUUUUUGGUGAUGACAGUUAUGCGUGGCUUGAUCACGAUCAAGUCAUCCCCUUUGAAUCUCAUUUUGAGGAGAAGUCAAAGAUAUCAAAACUUCAAACUUUCAGUGUGGCAGUUGAAGAAGCUAUUGAUGAGCUGAAAAGGAGAGCUGCACUUGGAUUGACUUGCUUCUGCCGGCACCCUAGUAAUUUUCGACUUGCAAGAACUGAAGGGCUUUACGAAGUUGAUGUGAGCGGGUAUGAACCUGGGGCUAUUUAUUCAUCGAAGUGGAUUAAAAAUUGUAGAGAUGGUUUCCAGCCACAUGGGAUGUUUUCAUUCGUAAAGAAGUUGGCCACGUCUCCAAGAUCUUUGCUGAAUAUUUAUGGGAUAAUUAACAGUGCAAAGGUUACUGCUUACAGAAAAGCAGUUUUUGAAGAAAACGAUGAGACCUAUGAUCAGGCGUUUGAUGAAUUUGAAAAAGAUGAUGAGACUUAUGGUCAGGCAUUUGGAGUGAAAGACUCAAGCUCAGAGUAUCUUGCAGAAUUUUCAAAAGACGGAAAUCAACUUAAAGGUACUGUUGGUGCUCAGUUAGAAGCUGCAGCCUCAAAUGGACCAAGAGUAUUUGUAACAUCUACUGAAAUAGCUCGUUUAGAGAGGAAUAAUAGUAUUACUGUGGCGAAACUUUGUGUUGAUAUUGCAUCAGAGAGAUCAGGACCUGCUGCUCUACAUUAUAAACACAAGGAUAACGCUCCAGUUUAUAGGAAAAAGAGAAGAUCAGAGGUACCAAAAAUACUGGAUGAAUCUAAAAGUUCCCAAGCACUCAAUGUGCCUAACAUGAUUACAAUAGAGAAAUUGCAAAAUCUCAAAUUCCCUACUGUUCCUCUUGAUGCGUCUGUAAACAAAGAAAAGGAAAAGGAGUCAUGUAAAGGAGAAAUUAAAAGGAAGAGGAUGUUGACCAGUGGCAGAAAGGUAAGUUUCAGAAAGAUGCUACCUUUGACAAUGUAGUAGCAAAAGCAGGUGGAGGAAC
This is a messenger RNA of Nicotiana tabacum (common tobacco), 1526 nucleotides long. Lineage: Eukaryota; Viridiplantae; Streptophyta; Magnoliopsida; Solanales; Solanaceae. The record is from RefSeq and is a predicted model, not a curated record.